Molecule: messenger RNA, 606 nt
Organism: Psilocybe cubensis
Lineage: Eukaryota; Fungi; Basidiomycota; Agaricomycetes; Agaricales; Agrocybaceae
Exons: 4
Coding region: 1-606 (201 amino acids)
Biological process (GO): cytoplasmic translation
Cellular component (GO): cytosolic large ribosomal subunit; ribosome
Molecular function (GO): RNA binding; structural constituent of ribosome
Source: RefSeq, a predicted model, not a curated record
AUGGGCGCAUACAAAUACAUUGGGGAGCUCUACAAGAAGAAGCAGUCGGAUGUCUUGCGUUUCCUCCUGCGAGUCCGAUGCUGGGAGUACCGCCAAUUGAACGUUAUCCACCGCGCUUCCCGCCCCUCUCGCCCUGAUAAGGCCCGCCGUCUCGGUUACAAGGCUAAGCAAGGAUAUGUUGUCUACCGUAUCCGUGUGCGCCGCGGCAACCGCAAAAAGCCCGUCCCCAAGGGUGCUACCUAUGGUAAACCCGUCCGCCAAGGUGUUAACCACCUCAAGUUCCAACGUGGUCUCAGGAGUACCGCUGAGGAGCGUGUUGGAAAGAGAUGCGGAAAUUUGCGAGUGCUCAACUCUUACUGGGUGAACCAAGAUGGUGUUUACAAGUACUACGAAGUUAUUUUGGUCGACCCCAAUCACAAGGCCAUCCGCCGUGACCCCAGAAUCAACUGGAUCGUCGCCCCCGUCCACAAGCGCCGCGAGGCCCGUGGUCUCACCAGCAUCGGCAAACAGAACCGUGGUUUGGGCAAGGGUCACCGCUACAACCAUACUCCCGCUCGCUCCACAUGGAAAAAGCACAACACCCUCAGCCUCCGCCGCUAUCGCUGA